Cornus florida is the source of this 2023-nucleotide messenger RNA. RefSeq lists its product as uncharacterized. The transcript has 2 exons. The coding region runs from base 181 to 1644 and encodes 487 amino acids. NCBI's taxonomy places the organism in Eukaryota, Viridiplantae, Streptophyta, Magnoliopsida, Cornales, Cornaceae. The record is from RefSeq and is a predicted model, not a curated record. Gene Ontology annotation, molecular function: protein dimerization activity.
AAUCCUCUGUCAGGUUAUUUGCCUCCGGGUUAUAAUCUAUUGAGAACCACUCUACUUCAAAAAGAAAAGGCAAAUAUUGAUAGAUUAUUGCAACCAAUUAGGAGUACAUGGAAGGCAAAGGGUGUUAGCAUUGCAAGUGAUGGUUGAAGUGAUCCACAAAGGCGGCCUUUAAUUAAUUUUAUGGCUAUGACAGAAGGAGGUCCCAUGUUUUUGAAAGCUGUUGAUUGUUCCGGUGGAAUUAAAGACAAGUUUUUCAUUUCCAAUUUGUUGAAGGAAGUCAUAAAUGAGGUUGGCCCCCAAAAUGUGAUCCAAGUAAUUACAGACAAUGCCCCAAAUUGCAAGGCUGCUGGACAACUAAUUGAAGGGCAAUUCCCUCACAUUGUUUGGACACCUUGUGUGGUCCAUACUCUUAAUCUUGCCCUCAAAAAUAUUUGUGCUGCAAAAAAUGUGGAAAAGAAUGAAAUUGCAUAUGCAGAGUGUGGUUGGAUUCUUGAUUAUGCUGAUGAGGUUACAAUAAUAAAGAAUUUCAUCAUGAACCAUUCAAUGAGAUUAGCUAUUUUCAAUGAGUUUGUCAGCUUGAAGUUGCUUUCAGUUGCAGAGACACGCUUUGCUUCUGUUAUUGUGAUGAUGAAAAGAUUUAAACUUAUAAAAGGUGGUCUCCAAGCAAUGGUCAUAAGUGACAAGUGGACUUGCUAUAAGGAGGAUGAUGUAGGAAAGGCCGAUUAUGUGGGAGAGAAGCUGUUGGAUGAACAAUGGUGGGGAAAGAUUGAUUAUAUCCUUUCCUUUACUUCACCUAUUUAUGACAUGCUAAGGGCUUGUGAUACCGAUAAGCCUUGUCUUCACUUAGUUUAUGAUAUGUGGGAUACAAUGAUUGAAAAAGUGAAGAUGGCAAUAUAUAGGUAUGAAAGAAAGCGACAAAGUGAAAGUUCUUCCUUUUAUGAAGUGGUGCAUGGGAUACUUGUAGCUCGUUGGAACAAGAACAAUACUCCGCUUCAUUGCUUGGCACAUUCACUAAAUCCAAGGUACUAUAGUGAUGUGUGGCUUAGUGAAGACCAAAGUCGAGUUCCACCACACAAGGAUUUAGAGGUCUCAAGAGAGAGAACAAGGUGCCUUAAAAAAUACUUUAGUGACCCACAAGAGCGUUCAAAAGUCCAAUUGGAGUAUGCUAAUUUUUCAUUAAACUCGGGGGAAUUUGGGGAGAGUGAUUCUAUAUGUGAUAGAUAUACCAUGGAUCCUAAAAGUUGGUGGGUUGUACAUGGUUCAUAUGGUCCCUUGCUUCAAGAGUUAGCUUUGAAGUUGCUUGUCCGGCCUUCUUUCUCCUCAUGUUGUGAGAGGAACUGGAGUACUUAUUCUUUUAUUCACUCAUUGAGAAGGAACAAGAUGGCGCCACAACGGGCUGAAGAUUUGGUUUUCAUUCAUAGUAAUCUCCGUCUUCUGUCAAGGAGAACCCCACAGUACAAUGAAGGACGAACUAAGAUGUGGGAUAUUGCAGGAGAUGCAUUUGAUUCAUUUGGUGAUGUUGGGGUGCUUGAGGUUGCAAACCUCUCACUUGAUGAGCCAGAAUUAGAGGCGGUAUUAUUUACCGAUGAUGGAAGUGUUAAUGAUGAUGAGAUUCAUGAGACAAUUGAUGAUGAACAACAAUAGAUGAAUGCUGAUAUGUUCUUUUUUUUUUUGUUUUGGACUACCCUUUUGGUAUUGUAAAUGGUAAAGUCCUAGGUCAAAUGAUGGAUGGGAAUAGAUGAUAGUACACUGACUUGUUUUUGUAUCUUUUUUGGGGACUAGCCUUUAGGUUUUUGUGAAUGUUAAGUGCUAACAGUACAGUCUUGAAUGUUAAACAAUCAUGAAUGUUAAUAGUCCUUUCAGUCUAUGCUUUUGUAUUUGGAGUAAAGUUGCAAUGAUGAUUAAAUGAUACUAGUUAUUAUUCUAAUAUCUUGUUUUUUAUUUGGUUUUAUAACUCUGCAACAUUGUUCUUUUAUUGUUUAUUAGUUAUAAGUUAUGAUUUGUAUAUAUUUUCCAUUGUGAG